Rattus norvegicus (Norway rat) is the source of this 8974-nucleotide messenger RNA. Lineage: Eukaryota; Metazoa; Chordata; Mammalia; Rodentia; Muridae. The record is from RefSeq and is a predicted model, not a curated record.
GUGUCGGGGUUGCGGGUGCCGUGUCGACGUCACUUCCGGCCGAAGCCAAGAUGGCGGCGGCGCGGCCGCGGGCGCCAGGGCGACGGCGGCGGCUGAGGCUCUGGGCUCGCUGAAGCGUUGGCACGUCGCGCUCUGGGCUCAUGUAAUCAAAGAAGUUUCUUUGUUGUGUGUAUCUUCACAGAACACAACAGGAAUUGAAAAUGCAUCAGAACACUGAGUCUGUGGCAGCCACUGAGACUCUGGCUGAGGUACCUGAACAUGUGCUUCGAGGACUUCCAGAGGAAGUAAGACUUUUCCCAUCUGCAGUCGACAAGACUCGGAUUGGUGUCUGGGCUACUAAACCAAUUUUAAAAGGGAAAAAGUUUGGGCCAUUUGUUGGUGAUAAGAAGAAGAGAUCCCAGGUUAGGAAUAAUGUGUACAUGUGGGAGGUCUACUACCCAAAUUUGGGGUGGAUGUGCAUUGAUGCCACCGAUCCGGAGAAGGGCAACUGGCUACGCUAUGUGAACUGGGCUUGCUCAGGAGAAGAGCAGAAUUUAUUUCCACUGGAAAUCAACAGAGCCAUUUACUAUAAAACCUUAAAGCCAAUCGCGCCUGGCGAGGAGCUCCUGGUCUGGUACAAUGGGGAAGACAACCCUGAGAUAGCAGCUGCGAUUGAGGAAGAGCGAGCCAGCGCCCGGAGCAAGCGGAGCUCCCCGAAGAGCCGCAGAGGGAAGAAGAAAUCACACGAGAACAAAAACAAAGGCAUCAGAACCCACCCCACACAGCUGAAGGCAAGUGAGCUGGACUCUACCUUUGCAAACAUGAGGGGCUCUGCAGAAGGUCCAAAAGAAGAGGAUGAGAGGCCUUUGGCUUCGGCACCUGAGCAGCCAGCCCCUCUGCCGGAGGUGGGGAACCAAGAUGCAGUUCCACAGGUGGCCAUCCCUCUCCCUGCCUGCGAGCCACAGCCAGAGGUAGAUGGGAAACAAGAAGUCACAGACUGUGAGGUCAAUGAUGUGGAGGAAGAGGAGCUGGAAGAGGAAGAGGAGCUGGAAGAGGAGGAGGAGGAGGAGUUGGGAGAAGAUGGGGUAGAAGAAGCAGACAUGCCGAAUGAAAGCUCUGCGAAAGAGCCGGAGAUCCGGUGUGAAGAAAAGCCAGAAGACUUAUUAGAAGAGCCACAGAGCAUGUCGAAUGAAGCUCGUGAAGACUCUCCAGACGUGACCCCUCCUCCCCACACUCCCAGAGCUAGAGAGGAGGCCAACGGUGAUGUACUUGAGACAUUUAUGUUUCCGUGUCAGCACUGUGAAAGAAAAUUUGCAACGAAGCAGGGGCUAGAGCGUCACAUGCACAUCCACAUUUCUACCAUCAAUCAUGCUUUCAAGUGCAAGUACUGUGGGAAACGGUUUGGCACACAGAUUAACAGGAGGCGGCAUGAACGGCGCCACGAAACGGGGUUGAAGAGAAGACCCAGCAUGACUUUACAGUCCUCAGAGGAUCCAGAUGAUGGCAAGGGGGAAAAUGUUACUUCUAAAGAUGAGUCAAGUCCACCUCAACUCGGGCAAGACUGUUUGAUAUUGAACUCAGAGAAAACCUCACAGGAAGUACUGAAUUCAUCUUUUGUGGAAGAAAAUGGUGAAGUUAAAGAACUUCAUCCGUGCAAAUACUGCAAAAAGGUAUUUGGAACUCACACCAAUAUGAGACGACAUCAGCGUAGAGUUCAUGAGCGCCACCUGAUUCCCAAAGGUGUCAGGCGAAAAGGAGGACUUCUGGAAGAGCCACAGCCACCAGCAGAGCAGGCUCCACCCUCCCAGAAUGUCUAUGUCCCAAGCACAGAGCCAGAGGAGGAAGGGGAAACAGAUGACGUGUACAUCAUGGACAUUUCUAGCAACAUCUCUGAAAACCUAAAUUACUAUAUUGACGGUAAGAUUCAGACCAACAGCAGCACUAGUAACUGUGAUGUGAUUGAGAUGGAGUCUAAUUCUGCACACUUGUAUGGCAUAGACUGUCUGCUCACUCCAGUGACCGUGGAGAUUACUCAGAACAUAAAGAGCACUCAGGUCUCUGUGACAGAUGAUCUUCUCAAAGACUCUCCCAGCAGCACAAAUUGUGAGUCUAAGAAACGGAGGACUGCCAGUCCACCUGUGCUCCCCAAAAUUAAAACGGAGACGGAGUCUGAUUCCACAGCACCCUCGUGUUCCUUAAGUCUGCCCCUGAGCAUAUCCACAGCCGAGGUGGUGUCCUUCCAUAAAGAGAAGGGCGUCUAUUUGUCGUCCAAGCUCAAGCAGCUUCUUCAGACCCAGGACAAGCUGACCCUUCCUGCAGGGUUUUCAGCAGCUGAGAUUCCUAAGUUAGGUCCCGUGUGUGCGUCUGCUCCUGCAUCCAUGUUGCCCGUGACCUCUAGUAGGUUUAAGAGACGCACCAGCUCUCCACCGAGCUCUCCACAGCACAGCCCUGCCCUUCGAGACUUCGGGAAACCAAAUGAUGGGAAAGCAGCAUGGACAGACACAGUCCUGACUUCCAAGAAACCCAAGUUAGAAAGUCGUAGUGACUCACCAGCAUGGAGUUUGUCUGGGAGAGAUGAAAGAGAAACCGGAAGCCCUCCUUGCUUUGAUGAAUACAAAAUAUCAAAGGAAUGGGCAGCCAGUUCUACUUUCAGCAGUGUGUGCAACCAACAGCCAUUGGAUUUAUCCAGCGGGGUCAAACAGAAGUCAGAGGGCACAGGCAAGACUCCAGUCCCAUGGGAAUCUGUAUUGGAUCUCAGUGUGCAUAAAAAGCCUUGCGAUUCUGAAGGCAAGGAAUUCAAAGAGAACCAUUUGGCACAGCCAGCUGCAAAGAAGAAAAAACCAACCACCUGUAUGCUUCAAAAGGUUCUUCUCAAUGAGUAUAAUGGUGUUAGCUUACCUACAGAAACCACACCAGAGGUGACCAGGAGCCCAAGUCCUUGUAAAUCCCCAGAUACACAGCCAGAUCCUGAACUUGGUCCUGACUCAAGUUGCUCAGUCCCCACUGCUGAGUCUCCACCUGAAGUUGUUGGCCCUUCCUCACCCCCUCUCCAGACAGCCUCCUUAUCCUCCGGUCAGCUGCCUCCUCUCUUAACCCCCACAGAGCCUUCUUCCCCUCCCCCCUGCCCUCCUGUGUUAACUGUUGCCACUCCACCACCUCCCCUCCUUCCAACCGUCCCUCUCUCCCACCCCUCUUCUGAUGCCUCCCCUCAGCAGUGUCCCUCUCCGUUCUCAAACACCACUGCUCAGUCUCCUCUUCCCAUUCUCUCCCCAACAGUGUCUCCCUCUCCCUCUCCCAUUCCUCCUGUAGAGCCACUUAUGUCUGCUGCUUCCCCUGGUCCCCCAACACUUUCUUCCUCCUCCUCUUCUUCCUCUUCCUUCCCUUCCUCUUCCUGCUCCUCCACCUCCCCCUCCCCACCCCCUCUUUCAGCAGUGUCAUCUGUGGUUUCCUCUGGGGACAACCUGGAGGCAUCUCUGCCUGCAGUAACUUUCAAACAGGAGGAGUCAGAGAGUGAAGGUCUGAAACCCAAGGAAGAGGCCCCACCUGCAGGGGGACAGAGUGUGGUCCAAGAAACAUUCAGCAAAAACUUCAUUUGCAAUGUCUGUGAAUCGCCUUUUCUUUCCAUUAAAGACCUAACCAAACAUUUAUCCGUCCAUGCUGAAGAGUGGCCCUUCAAAUGUGAGUUUUGUGUGCAGCUGUUUAAGGUUAAGACUGAUCUAUCAGAGCAUCGAUUUCUGCUUCAUGGGGUUGGAAAUAUCUUUGUGUGUUCUGUAUGUAAGAAAGAAUUUGCCUUCUUAUGCAAUCUGCAGCAGCACCAGCGUGAUCUCCACCCAGAUGAGGUAUGCACACACCACGAGUUUGAAAGUGGGACCCUGAGGCCCCAGAACUUCACAGACCCCAGCAAGGCCAAUGUGGAGCAUAUGCCAAGUUUGCCAGAAGAGCCUUUAGAAACUUCUAGAGAGGAGGAGUUAAAUGAUUCCUCUGAAGAGCUUUACACGACCAUCAAAAUAAUGGCUUCUGGAAUAAAGACGAAGGAUCCAGAUGUUCGACUUGGUCUCAACCAGCACUACCCGAGCUUUAAACCUCCUCCAUUUCAGUACCACCAUCGAAACCCUAUGGGGAUAGGGGUGACAGCCACCAACUUCACCACCCACAAUAUUCCACAGACUUUCACUACUGCCAUCCGCUGCACAAAGUGUGGGAAGGGCGUCGACAAUAUGCCUGAGCUGCAUAAGCAUAUCUUGGCGUGUGCGUCUGCAAGUGACAAGAAGAGGUACACCCCUAAGAAAAACCCAGUGCCCCUGAAACAAACUGUGCAGCCCAAAAAUGGAGUGGUGGUUCUAGACAACUCUGGGAAAAAUGCCUUCAGACGGAUGGGGCAGCCCAAGAGACUGAGCUUCAAUGUUGAACUGGGUAAAAUGUCUCCAAACAAGCUCAAGCUGAGUGCGCUGAAGAAGAAAAACCAGCUGGUGCAGAAGGCCAUCCUUCAGAAGAACAGAGCCGCGAAGCAGAAGGCGGACCUGAGGGACACUUCCGAGGCGUCCUCACACAUCUGCCCGUACUGUGACAGGGAGUUCACAUACAUUGGCAGCCUGAAUAAGCAUGCCGCCUUCAGCUGUCCUAAAAAACCUCUUUCUCCUUCCAAAAGAAAAGUUUCCCAUUCGUCUAAGAAAGGUGGCCAUGCAUCAUCUUCUAGCAGUGACAGAAACAGCAGCAGCCACCCCCGGAGGCGGACUGCAGAUACCGAGAUCAAGAUGCAGAGCACGCAGGCACCCUUGGGCAAGACCAGAGCUCGGAGUACAGGCCCCGCCCAGGCCUCACUGCCCUCCUCGUCCUUCAGAUCCAGACAGAAUGUCAAAUUUGCAGCUUCAGUGAAAUCCAAAAAAGCAAGCUCUUCAUCCUUGAGGAAUUCCAGUCCCAUAAGAAUGGCCAAAAUUACUCACGUCGAGGGCAAAAAACCCAAAGCUGUUGCCAAGAGUCAUUCUGCUCAGCUCUCAAGCAAAUCCUCCCGAGGCCUGCAUGUCAGAGUGCAGAAGAGCAAAGCUGUCAUACAGAGCAAGACUGCCCUGGCCAGUAAGAGGAGAACAGACCGGUUCAUAGUGAAAUCUAGAGAGCGCAGCGGGGGCCCAAUCACCCGAAGCCUUCAGCUGGCAGCUGCUGCGGACCUGAGUGAAAGCAGGAGAGAGGACAGCAGUGCCAGGCAUGAGCUGAAGGACUUCAGGUAAGCCCAGAGCUCGGGGAGGUGAGGACUGCUGCAGAGCCGUAACUGGCCUGGAGGAUGUCUUUCCUCCUGCAGCAUAUAGACAAGAGCAUUUCAGCGAAGUGCCAGUUGCAUAAUUUGUAGCAUACCCCCACUGCCUUGGCUGCUGUACAGAUGAAUAAAUACAUUUUAUUUGACUUAGUACUCACAAAGUGGUACCAUUUCUUUAAUUUCGGAAUGGAACUUGAACCCAGUUCCCUGUGUGAAAGACGAAGUUCUCUUAAUUUACAUCUUGGGCAGUGUUCCAGAGCCACUCGUGUUGGUUCCUUGCCCUACAUUGCUCCUUGGGAUUAAGUGGGUCACAAGUCCAUUAGCAACCACAGUGCACUCUUGUGAUUUACUAGUUUGUGAUUUAAGCAGACUUGAUAGUGUCUAAAACUGUUCUUAUUAAUGCUUCCAUUUGCUAGUAUUUGCAUUUAAAAUGUUUUCCAUGUUGCUUAAAAUAAAAUAACCAUAUAUGUUAAAAAUGCCUUAUAUUCCUCUCCAGCCCUCUGCCUACAGCCAUAGUGAGAUCAGCAGUUGAGUUCUAGUGGGGAAGAAGAGCAGGCCAGGCCCUGGGGCUCACUGCUUCUCCUGCAGUGUUAGGUUUCAUUUUAGGUCUGAGCUGACCUUACUGCCUUAUUCCAUAUUCUCCCCAUGUACAUACGGUUCUCAGGGACAGAGCGAUGUGGCCCUAGUAUGGUCUGUUAUAUUGACUUCUCAAGCUGAGUUGAUAUACACUUGGAAUUCCUUCUCCUUCCCAGAUAAUGUCCACAGGUCAGUGGCUGUCAGAAGACUGCUCUGCACAUACUCGGACAGCUUCUGUGUGGCCUGUCUUGUUUCUGGGCUGUCAUGGCUGUACUUCUGGGUAUUGGAAGCAAACAGAGGUAGGGACAGCUGUGGAGUGACUUGUUUUAGAGAAGACCUAAGCAUACUAAGGUUUCAGUGUCACUCAGAGUCCUCGGUGCUGUGUGUCUUGAAGCAUAGCAGAAGAAAGCUCUAGACAUUGGGCACAGCAGUUUGAGCAGUUUCCUGUAGGGCUGAGGAUUGAGAUGUUUGGAAGGUACUUCAGAGCGUGCUAACUAAGUGUUAGUUACCGUCCAUCUGGUCACGUGUGGCCACACAGAUGCUUGGGCAGCAUUAUCGAGUUGGCUGUGGUGACAAAAAGCGCUGUUUUCAGCUGUCAGUGCUCCUUACUUCUAGGGAAGUUCCACACCAACUUAACAUUAUCGAAUCAUCAUUUUCAUGAGUUACCAUGCAGGUGAUUGAUGUUUUAGAAUGUACUUUCUUCUAGUGUUUUGUAAAAGAAUUAACUGUUUUGUACUGGAUCCUGUAGACUUUUCAAGGGUGUCUCUUUUCUCACUCCAGUGGAUUUUAAACUAUUUUGAUAGUUAACAGAAUUACAUUGCUGGAGUUAAAGUUGGCCUAAAAAGCACCACUUAAAGCUGUAGAUAAGAAGUCCCAAGUAGUGUGCUCAGUAACAGAUGCAGCGGGAUGUCCUAAUGACUAAUCCUUUUCCUUUGUGAGUCACUGCCCCUGUGUUCUAGACUGAUCUGCAGGAUGCAGGACAUCAUCCAAGACACUUAACCAAGAGGCUGUGACCUUGUGAAUUGUUUUGGACAAUUAAAAACCAAAUGUGUUCAGUUGAACAUCGAGUUUGAUUAUCUAGCCAUAAGAGUGGGCAUUUCUGCAGACUGCAUUUCAGUCAUUACUACCCCUAGCAAAUCUAACAGUAGGAUUCCUGGCUGCUGGCAUCCAUACACCAGGUGUCCUCUAACUCAGGGCUGCUACAGACUAGCCUGAGCUCUUCUCGGGGCUUGUGUGUUGUGUGCUACUAGGGAGGAAUGUUAACUGACAGUGGUCCUCAGCUCCAGUGUUUGUCUGAGUUGGCUCAGAGGAGACUCUGGUGCAUGGAACUCCCAUGAACUGUCGAUUUGCUGUCCUCAGCUCUGCAGAACCCGUAGCUUAUUCCUUCCCUGUUUGUUGAUGGCAGCAAACUGUGAUUAUAUGUCAUGUCCAGCAUCAGGCACAUGACACUUGAAAGCCAGCAUAGAUAGGGUUCUGCAGUUUUUCAAGGAUGCAGAUCUAGCCAGAUGGUUACCCUUCCAGGAUAAAGAGCCAUAUGCUCCAAAUACUUUUCUCACAACAAAGCCACCAAAAAAGCAGGGGAGCCUCUCCCUGAGUCUAUCAAAUCUGCCUGGACCAUCUUGCUACUGCCUUUGGAUCAGUUGCUGAGAACUCCUUUCCAGAGAGGAGAGCAGACGCUUCCCAUGUUCUUCCCUGUAAUUCAAAGAGCUCCUCUAUCCAAGCAACAUUUCCAUUUCUCAUGACACCUCCCGCACCCCCAUGCCCAGAGGUUAGAAAGCUGGAGAAGAAGCCAGGACAGAUUCUCCCCUGCCACUACCAGUGCUGAGUCAGCAAACCACCCUACCCCACUGCGUGCCCCACUGCGUGCCGUGGGUGGGAAACAGUCCUGUGUCCAUGGAGCAGGAGUGGAGUUCCUAACCGUUAGAGUUGUUUGUGUGUUUCUGUCUUGGUGACAUUUGUCUUACAGUCUCUUCAGCUUUUCCUUUAAUAUGGUCAGUUCAUACAAGGUUGUGUAUGUUGUCAUUUAUCUUCAGUUUUCUUAUUUUCUAGGAACUUCCUGUAGGAAAGCCCCCCCCCCCAAAAAAAAAAAAAAAAACCCUUAACUGACUAAAAGAUAUUGCAUGCUCAACUUAGAGUAAGCACUACGGCAAAGGAUACGAAAUCUGCCCAGCUUGCAAGACCAGUUGAAGCUGACUCAAAAGCUGUACCAUACAGCUGCUUACCGGCAGGCGUCUUGCCCUGGUUAGUGUCAGGCAUCCGUCUCUUGGGUGGAGCUCACGUGUGUGCUGUGCUCUCAGGGGAUUGAGAUCCAAAGAGAAGGGUGCCAUAAGAUAGGCCAGAUGGACUGGCUCUCCUCAUCACCCGACUGGCAGCUCAGCUUUGAGUGUGGCCCUUGAGACUGGCAGAGAGCAGCUAAGAGCAAUUGAACUGAACCUUGCAAAGCUAGUGCCCUUGUUUUAUCAGUGGUCCUAGUUUCAGGGAUGAUAGAUCGGGUGCACCCACCUCGAAACGCUUGCUUAUACCAGCCCUUGAUGCCUUUCUUUCAUGUGAAUUAUACAUUCAUGUGAACGUCAUGAGAGGCGUUUAGUUGAUCCCUAGCCCUCACCCCUUUAAAAAAAUCAUAAGCAGAUUGCCAGCAUAAUGCAGAGGAAACCAGAUUGGCUAGGACUCCUUCUCAUGCCUCUAUUAGUGUUAUAAGCAUAACUUGUGUCUAUAAGAGGACAUUAGCCUCUCACUGUCUGGCACUAAUUUAUAGCUAUUAUGAGAUGCUAUGUAGCAGUAUAUCAGUGCACGGAGAGCAUCCAGGCCUGGAUAGCUGUUUGUGUCUGCACACCAGGCCUUAUUCUUGUCUCAGUAGAUUCAAAGCAACAGAUCAGCCUCUUCUUUCCAACCGGGUCAGCACCACUUCUCCAUGAGUGCUGAUGCUUCCCCUAGAUUAAUGACUGAGGUGGUGGAAAAUGGCUAUAUUUUAUUCAUACUGUGUUUUGUACUCAACCUUAAAAGUAAUCUACCUCUUAAAAUUUGUAGUUUAAUACUUGUUUGAUGAAUUUGUGCCACUUUAACCUUUCACUAUCAUUCCCAUUGUGUUAAAUUUCUGUUAAGGAGACUUCAUGUUGGAAUACUGUAUAAAGCAUUUGUAGCAGUUUAAAAAUAAAGUAUUUAAAGUUA